Molecule: messenger RNA, 1677 nt
Organism: Gracilinanus agilis (Agile Gracile Mouse Opossum)
Lineage: Eukaryota; Metazoa; Chordata; Mammalia; Didelphimorphia; Didelphidae
Gene: CPNE7
Product: copine 7
Exons: 15
Coding region: 1-1677 (558 amino acids)
Biological process (GO): cellular response to calcium ion
Cellular component (GO): plasma membrane
Molecular function (GO): calcium-dependent phospholipid binding
Source: RefSeq, a predicted model, not a curated record
AUGAACCCAGGCUCGGAGCAAGGAGCUCCGGCCGCCCUGGGGGUGGUCACCGCCACCUGCGUCUCCAAGGUGGAGCUCCGGCUCAGCUGCAGGCAUCUGCUAGACCGCGACCCGCUCAACAAGUCGGACCCCAGCGUGGUGUUGCUUAUGCAGUCCCAGGGCCAGUGGGUGGAGGUGGACAGGACGGAAGUCAUCAAGAGCAGUCUACACCCGGUGUUCUCCAAGGUCUUCACAUUGGAUUACUACUUUGAGGAAGUACAGAAGCUCCGCUUUGAGGCCUACGACAUUCAUGGACACUGCAGCAUUGGCUCCCAGGACGAUGACUUCCUGGGAGGAAUGGAGUGCACUUUGGGGCAGAUUGUGGCCCAAAAGAAGAUGACCAGAGCUCUGCUCCUUAAAAAUGGCAAGCAUGCCGGCAAGUCCACCAUCACGGUGAUAGCAGAGGAGAUCUCUGGGAACAAUGGAUAUGUGGAACUCUCCUUCCGGGCCAAGAAGCUUGAUGACAAGGAUCUCUUUAGCAAAUCAGAUCCUUUCCUGGAGAUCUACCGGAUCAAUGAUGAUCAGAGUGAGCAACUGGUAUACCGGACAGAGGUCGUGAAGAAUAACCUGAAUCCUGUGUGGGAAACAUUCAAGGUUUCCCUGAACUCACUUUGUAGCUGUGAGGAGAAGAGGCCUCUUAAGUGUCUGGUUUGGGACUACGAUUCUCGAGGGAAACACGACUUCAUCGGCGAGUUCUCUACCACUUUUGAGGAAAUGCAGAAGGCGAUUGAGGAGGACAAGGUCCAAUGGGACUGUGUGAAUCCCAAGUACAAAACUAAGAAACGGAAUUAUAAGAACUCAGGGGUGGUCAUCCUAUCAGACCUGAAGAUCCACAGGGUCUACUCCUUCCUGGAUUACAUUAUGGGUGGAUGCCAGAUUCAUUUCACUGUGGCCAUUGACUUUACAGCUUCCAAUGGAGACCCCCGCAAUAGUUGCUCUCUCCAUUAUAUCAACCCCUAUCAACCCAAUGAGUACCUGAAGGCACUCAUUGCUGUGGGAGAAAUUUGCCAGGAUUAUGACAGUGACAAGAAAUUUUCUGCUCUGGGAUUUGGUGCCCGGAUUCCUCCCAAGUAUGAGGUUUCCCAUGACUUUGCCAUUAAUUUCAACCCAGAUGAUGAUGAGUGUGAAGGGAUCCAGGGAGUGGUGGAAUCAUAUCAGAAUUGCCUACCCAAGAUCCAGCUCUAUGGCCCCACCAAUGUGGCACCCAUCAUUGCCAAGGUGGCCAGGAUGGCAGCAGCUGAGGAGAGAACUGGAGAGGCUUCUCAAUACUACAUUCUCCUGAUCCUGACCGAUGGUGUGGUGACUGAUAUGGCAGACACCAGGGAGGCCAUCGUACGUGCCUCUUACUUGCCCAUGUCCAUCAUCAUAGUGGGUGUGGGCAAUGCUGACUUCACAGACAUGCAGAUUCUGGAUGGGGAUGAUGGGGUCCUGCGUUCCCCCAAGGGAGAGCCUGUCCUCCGAGACAUUGUGCAGUUUGUCCCCUUCCGUGAAUUCAAGAAUGCUUCUGCAACAGCCCUGGCCAAGUGUGUCCUAGCUGAGGUGCCGAAGCAGGUGGUUGAAUACUAUAGCCACAAAGAGCUUCCUCCUCGCUGUCCCAAUAUGGACUCCCCUGAUGCCAGCCCUGGCCCUCCACAGUGA